This is a messenger RNA of Sorex fumeus (smoky shrew), 1047 nucleotides long. It is a transcript of the gene RUFY4, whose product is annotated as RUN and FYVE domain containing 4. The record is from RefSeq and is a predicted model, not a curated record. Gene Ontology annotation, biological process: positive regulation of macroautophagy. The transcript is spliced from 10 exons. The coding region runs from base 1 to 1047 and encodes 348 amino acids. Lineage: Eukaryota; Metazoa; Chordata; Mammalia; Eulipotyphla; Soricidae.
AUGGCAGAGGCGGGGGUCUCUGUCCAGAUGACCAGGGACCUGAAAGACGCGGUCACAGCCAUCCUACAGGGCUAUGGGAGUGGGCAGCGGCCCGUGACAGACGCCAGCGCGGAGUUGCACAGACUUUGUGGCUGUCUGGAGCAGCUGCUACAGUUUGAGCAGAAAGAGCAGAAGCGCUUCCUGCGGGCCCGGAAGGGUUACUGGGGUUUCCUCUGCACCGCACUGUGGCAGCAGCGGGGAGACACCGAGUCCAGCCACUUCGUCCACUCGCAGGACAAGCUGCAGACCCCGCUGGGGAGGGGCCGUGCCUUCAUCCGCUUCUGCUUGGUCCACGGACAGCUGGCUGAGUCCCUGCAGCUCUGCCUGCUGGACCCGGAGCUCACCAGGGAAUGGUAUGGCCCCCGGAGCCCUCUGCUGUGCUCUUCACUCCAAGAAGACCUCCUGGACUCGCUCUAUGCUCUCAACGAGGUGACCUUUGAUUUGGACCUGCAGCGAGCUGACCUGGAUGAGGCCUGGCCCAUGUUCUCCGAGUCCUGCUACUCCAGUACCAGUCACACCCCGGGAAGAAGACCCAGAAAGAUCAGAGAGUCUCCAAAGGAGGACCUCAGGACCCCGGGUCAAGCCCUGGAGCAGCUGCUAGAGGAGAGGGAGGAGCAGCUGAAGGCCCUGCAGGAGCAGCUCAGCAGGUGCCGGGAGGAGAAGGCCCAGCUGCAAGCCCAGCUGGGGCAGGUGCGCCUGGAGGCCGAGAGGAGGGUCGCCAUGUCCGAGGAGGAGCUGGGCCGACAGCGGGACCUGGUGCUCGCCAUGAAGAGGCGGGUCCUGGAGCUGAUUCAAGAGAAGGACUCACAGUGGCAGAAGGCCCAGCAGCUCACCCCCAUCACCCCCGGCCGCUGUGUGGGCUGCAGCAAGGUCUUCGGCCGGCUGUCCCGGCGCUACCCCUGCAGGCUGUGUGGAGGCCUGGUGUGUCACGCCUGCUCCGUGAAUUACAAGAAGCAUGCCUGUCACUGCCCGCGCUGCGCCCAGAAUGGGGACACCUCAGUCUCCUGA